Messenger RNA from Coregonus sp. 'balchen', 2122 nucleotides. NCBI's taxonomy places the organism in Eukaryota, Metazoa, Chordata, Actinopteri, Salmoniformes, Salmonidae. The record is from the annotation of a GenBank genome assembly.
AUGCGCUUUUCGAAAGAGAUGAACUUAGAGGGGGACAGAGGCCAGUCAGUGAUUUGUGGCAAUGGGAAACUUAGACAGUGGCUGAUCGAUCAGAUUGACAGCUGCCGCUAUCCCGGACUGGUUUGGGAGAAUGAAGAGAAAAGCGUUUUCAGGAUUCCAUGGAAACAUGCGGGCAAACAGGAUUACAAUCGAGACGAGGAUGCUGCACUCUUCAAGGUGCGUUUGGACCCACACCCUGACUUUACCCGACUUCUCCUGUUCUUUUUCUUCUACUUUGAAGUUACUAUUCACAACUCGUGAAUAUUGAAUAUAAUGUGCAGGAGCGCCAUAAAGUAUAGCUAACUCAAUCAUAUUCAUACUUAUUUAUCUCCAGACCUAGUCUACUUGGUCAGGUGUAAUUUACAGUAUUUGCUAUAGACUACCUGUUGAUUCUUAUUGGGUAUAACAAGUGAUGAUCUUUGUUCAAGGGAAUGGAUAUUUGUUCAAGGCAAAGACCAUGACAUGUUAAUUUUGAUGCAGGCCCACAAUGCCUUACUUAUCGGCAGAUAAAUUGAAAUUUAAUGUAGAGAGGAAAUGUUAAUCUGUCAACUUAUUAUGUUGUUGAUUAUUGCAGGCCUGGGCAUUGUUCAAAGGGAAACACAGGGAAGGAGUGGACAAACCAGAUCCCCCCACAUGGAAGACCAGACUGCGAUGUGCUCUGAACAAAAGUAAUGACUUUGAUGAGCUGGUGGAGCGAAGCCAACUGGACAUAUCAGAUCCUUACAAAGUCUACAGAAUCAUACCGGAGGGAGCUAAGAAAGGCACGUUUUGUUCAUCUUAUUGUUGUUUUUCCAAUGUCAAGCCCAUGUCAUGAGUGUAAGCUGCUGUCAGAAAUGCCUACUGUUCUGACUGUACUGUACCAUAGUGAAGUGAUUACUUCUACUGACUACUGGCAGUUGAUGUCACAGAUUUCAUGUGUCAAAGGUAAUGAAAGCACUUGGGUUCAAGUUACACCUGCACUGCCGUAAUAAAACCAUAACCUGUGCUUCUGAGAAGUGUUGUAGUCUACCCCUCCCUAGAACAAUCACCUGCUUACAUAGAGGGUGAGCCCCGAACUCAUGUUGUCUGACUCUGAACCUAGCCGAGCAGACAUAUACACAGCCGGCAAUGUUACAUUUUGCCUCCAUCGUCUGAUGAGGCAGGAAGCAGAGAGGAAGCCAAUGUGUGUACCAAAAAGGCCUCUGCGCUUUUUUUAGAAGGCUUCAGUUACCCAGUGCAGAAUGCACAACAUACACACUUAACCUCCAGGCUUGCAUAACAAAGGCUGAAGGCUCCACCGUCAGAAGACCCCUUUGUCACUCUCAUCUGGCAGUCUCAGUUAGAAUUGACUCUUCGAGACCAAACCUGCAACCUGGGGGUUGAGACACUUUACACAUGUUGUUAUUGCAUGGCUCUAUAGUUUCUGUAUUCAACUGUUUGAAGGGCUUGAAUAGCCUUGAGCUCUGUUGAAAAGGCUCUAAUUGUAAGGAUAACAGUUGACAGACGAAUACAAUUUGAUUUGACCAUAGUGAAGGUCUUCUUAUUGAGGACAUGCAUAUUUCUGGAGGGACCACCACAUCAUUUUGCAUUAGUACAUAGAGAGUUCUAUGAUGUGAUGUCUAUUGUUAAAUUUCUGUAAUGCAGGGAUCAAGAUGGCAGAGACAACCUCACACAUGAGCUCAGUCAACAGCUACCCCAUGCACUCUCUGUACCCAUCUCUACAGAGCCAGGUAAAGUCAUUUGUUUACCCCUGCAACAGGUACAUUCAAAGAUCUUCACAGCUCAAUCUCCCUGCUGUGUGUGGAUCAGGAACCCACCACUACCUGGCUAACAGCUGUCUCCUCUCCCCCUGGCCUGUCCCCAGGUGUCUGGUGGAUUCAUGAUUCCUCAGGAGAGGAAAGAGUGGAGGGAGUACAGCCACACACUGGACCAGCCUCAGCCUCAGUCUCAGCCACCCCACACUGAGCUGCAGUACAGCCAGUGCCACUACCCUCAGCCACUCAGCCGACCCUGGCACACCGGGCCACACACAGAUAACGGUGAGACAUGGCAUGGCCAUGGGGUAGACACUGAUUAUAGGAAUGAAAAGAUCAUGGAGAGAUAA